Plectropomus leopardus (leopard coralgrouper) is the source of this 1585-nucleotide messenger RNA. It is a transcript of the gene dlx3b, whose product is annotated as distal-less homeobox 3b. The record is from RefSeq and is a predicted model, not a curated record. Gene Ontology annotation, molecular function: DNA-binding transcription factor activity, RNA polymerase II-specific; RNA polymerase II cis-regulatory region sequence-specific DNA binding. Gene Ontology annotation, biological process: regulation of transcription by RNA polymerase II; embryo development; epithelial cell differentiation. Lineage: Eukaryota; Metazoa; Chordata; Actinopteri; Perciformes; Serranidae.
UGCAGCUGGGAGAGUUUCAGUGGACUAUAAGCUCCCCACAGCCUUUCAAAAAGUGAAUUCUUUAUUGCGAUUUUUUUUUUUACUUUACGCACUCCAAAACAAAAAGAAUCCACCUGUGGACUUCUUUUUUUGUUUUACUCUGGAGGGCUGCUUUCACCAUGAGCGCCGGACAGACGUAUGAAAAGAAGAUUGCGAGUAUUUUGACCGAUCUGCCAGGAUCUAUGAGUUGCCACCCAACCUCCAAGGACUCUCCUACUCUCCCUGAGUCAUCCGUGACGGACAUGGGCUACUACAGCGGACAGACGGGCCCGAGCCAUCACGAAUAUUAUCAGAGUCAAGCGUACGGACAGCCCAUGAACUCUUACCACCAUCAGUUUAAUCUGAACGGAAUGGGAGCGACUGGAGCGUACGCGACCAAAUCUGAAUACCCCUACACGAAUAGCUACAGACAGUUUGGACAUUACAACAGAGAUCACCUGCAGGCCUCGCCUCCGAGCUCAGUGAAAGAAGAGCCAGAGCCCGAAGUCCGCAUGGUGAAUGGGAAACCGAAAAAGAUCCGCAAGCCGAGGACGAUCUACUCCAGCUACCAGCUCGCUGCUCUGCAGAGACGCUUCCAGAAAGCGCAAUACCUCGCUCUGCCCGAGAGAGCGGAGCUUGCUGCUCAGCUUGGCCUCACUCAGACACAGGUCAAGAUCUGGUUCCAGAACCGGAGAUCCAAGUUCAAGAAACUGUACAAAAACGGCGAGGUUCCCCUGGAGCACAGUCCCAACGCCAGCGACUCAAUGGCCUGCAACUCCCCGCCCUCCCCCGCAGUGUGGGAGAACAGCACCCCUCAGAACACCCCGAUCAGCAGACCUCAGGUCCCGCAGCAGACGCACAGCUCGUCGCCGCCCUACCUGGAGGAUUAUAACAACCACUGGUACCAGCAGGGAUCACACCUACAGCACCCGGGCACCGUGCACCACCCAGUCCCGCAGCAAAGCGUGGGAGCUGUUUAUUAACAAUGACUCAAGAGCAGAUUUCUCUCCUCAAACGAGGUCUGUCCACAAUGACUCUGCAGAGCAAAGGUUGACUGGACCGGGAACAGGCCUCAAGUGAAACUUUUUUUUUUUUUUUUUUUUUGGAUGAUCAAGAAAUGUUUCAGAACUGGGGUUUCCAUACAGCACAUAAGGGAUUUCUGAUCACUUGUGGCAGCAUAUUUAACGGACAUCUGGCGUGGUUUUUUAAAUUAUUUAUCGCUUCUGUUAUAUUUCUGUCACACAUGUUGUAAAUGAAUAUGCAAAGUCUUUUUUUAAACAACUAUUCUAACCACAAACCGAAUAUUGACAAAACUGUGCAGCUGAUCCAUGCUGCAUUCCAAUCAUGCAUGUGGGUUUGUAGAGAGUGCGUCAGAUAAAGAACUCAGGUCAUAUUUAUAUGGAUUUGUACAAAACGUCGAAGGCUGUAAAUAUGUGUUUAUAUGCAGAACCACUAUGAUAUUUGUUUGAACGACUGCACUGUGGUGCUUCCAAAAAACCCAUUCUCAUAUUCAUGUAAUUAGUCCACUUGUUGCCUUCUUGUCAAUUGAAUAAAGGUGUUAAUUGCA